AGGCCUCCGCCGCCAUUAAGCCUUAAGAGCCCAAGCAGAAACGCCGUCGUUCGAUUCAAAAUAUUAACUAGGCAGAAAGCCACCAUAACCGGAAGGAGAAGAAAGAGAUGCGACAAUGGACAUCGGUAGGCAAAGAAGCCCUAAAUCAAAUCUCAACGGUGGCCAGAUUUCUCUGUUUACUCCAUGUCACCGACAACUACCUCUGCUCCCCUACGCUCGCGUUCGGUCCAAGCAUGCUCCCGACGUUGAACUUAACUGGAGACGUCAUAUUAUCGGAACAGGUGUCCCACCGCUUGGGACGAGUUGGUCCAGGUGACAUCGUGCUCGUCCAAUCACCUGUGGAUCCGGCAAAGAUCAUCACCAAGCGCAUUCUAGGUCUUGAAGGUGAUCGAGUCACUUUCCAUGAUCCUUUGACUGGUGACAGGUUUCGAACUGUCGUGGUCCCAAAGGAUCAUGUUUGGAUUCAAGGGGAUAACAUAUAUGCCUCCAAUGAUUCUCGAUAUUUUGGGCCUGUUCCCUAUGGUCUAAUCAAGGGGAAAGCAUUUUUCAGGGUGUGGCCGCCACAUAGCUUUGGACAAUUGGGGCCUUGAACUGGAUAAUAAUCUCAUACUGAAGGUACAUGAAAUUGAUUGUUGUAAACCAUAUAUGUCUCUGAGAUGUAAUGAAGGCAUCCAACAUAAUCCUGAACUCCUGCAACUCUUAGAAAGAUAGGAAGAUAAUCUCCUUUCCUGACAACAUGAAAGAAUUUUUUUGUUAAUUUUCGUAAACAAAUUUGAGGUGUGGUAUUCAAAUUCUUGAUGCUGUUAGUUAGUUGAAGAUUGGUCAGUCUUCUUGGAAACACAUUUCGAAGGUUAUUAGAAAAAUGACACCGGCUUUUCUUAA
This is a messenger RNA of Mangifera indica (mango), 882 nucleotides long. RefSeq names its product mitochondrial inner membrane protease subunit 1. The transcript has 5 exons. Gene Ontology annotation, cellular component: membrane; mitochondrial inner membrane peptidase complex. The record is from RefSeq and is a predicted model, not a curated record. Gene Ontology annotation, molecular function: serine-type endopeptidase activity. Bases 108 to 590 code for a protein of 160 amino acids. NCBI's taxonomy places the organism in Eukaryota, Viridiplantae, Streptophyta, Magnoliopsida, Sapindales, Anacardiaceae.